Messenger RNA from Habropoda laboriosa, 2650 nucleotides. It is a transcript of the gene alpha-Catr, whose product is annotated as alpha-catulin. NCBI's taxonomy places the organism in Eukaryota, Metazoa, Arthropoda, Insecta, Hymenoptera, Apidae. The record is from RefSeq and is a predicted model, not a curated record. Bases 101 to 2650 code for a protein of 849 amino acids. Gene Ontology annotation, molecular function: cadherin binding; actin filament binding. Gene Ontology annotation, biological process: cell adhesion; Rho protein signal transduction. The transcript has 11 exons.
UGUUGUGAGAGGGUUGUGAAGAGGCACGAGAAGUAAGAGGGGUGCAACGAACCCUCUAGGCUCGGUUCGAGUCUACGGAGCUCGGAGUUGUGUUCGAAUCAUGGCGACACCCGACCCCGUAGACCCAGCCACCCUAGAGAUAAAGACCCGUAGCAUAGAACAGACACUACACCCACUAGUAAAACAGAUCUCCACGUUAGUAUCGCACAGAGAACGUCCACUAUGUUCGGACAGAAGUGCUCUCCGUGCUGUUGCCAGAGUCGGGCAAGCCGUGAAUCUGGCCGUCGAGAGGUUCGUCACUGUUGGCGAAACCAUCGCAGAUGGAAAUCCAGAGAUCAGAGAGGACAUGUACCAGGCGUGCAAAAGAGCAAGAGACGCUGGGUCGGCGAUCGAAAAAUUAUGCGAGUGCGCCACGGAAAACAGCUUAGCUGACCGAGGCUCUGUCGUCAGGGCUGCAAGAUGCCUUCUUGGUUCUGUAACCAAGGUCCUCCUCCUGGCUGACAUUGUCGUGGUCAAGCAACUUCUUCUCGCGAAGAAGAAGGUGGCUCGUAGCCUUGGCCGUCUGGAAAGUGUCUCGAAUUUCACCGAAUUCGUGAAGGCGUUCAGCCAAUUUGGAGCGGAAAUGGUGGAAUUGGCACACUUGACGGGUGAUCGCCAAAAUGACUUGAAAGACGAGAGACGAAGGGCACAAAUGGCCGCGGCUCGCCAAGUUUUGGAGAGGAGUACUAUGAUGCUGCUCACGUCUAGUAAAACCUGCUUGAGGCAUCCAGAAUGUCCAUCUGCCAGAGAAAACAGAGACACCGUUUUCUGCCAGAUGAGAAGGGCCAUGGACUUGAUACAUUAUGUGGUCAAGGACGGGGUAUUGGACUGCAGCGAAUCGCAGUCUUAUUCGAAUUCCCAGAGUCCACAGCAGGAGGACUGGGAUAGCAGCACCGCUUUCUCAGCAUUGAAACACUUCGAGAGACUGGUGGAAACCACAAGAAUGACUCUCCUAGGACCAGGUUGUCGAGAGACUCUCACAGCCGCAUUAGAUACUGUCAUUGAGAGGACACAGGACUUCACCGACAGCGCGUACACGAGCCACGAGCACAGAGAGAACAUCCUCUUGCUUUGCGAUCGGGCACAACUCGAGCUCAACACGUUACUGCGAAUUGGUAACAGUAUGAACUACGAGGGUGGUGGAGGUUCUCCUAGUUCCGAAAUGGAACAAGCUGUCCUGGGAGUGUUACGCACCACCAGAGAUCUUCGCCAACAGCUGUGCACGACAACGAUGGAACAAGCGGCUGAUCUCGGACAGGUAACCAAAGCGGGUCAGGAACUUGUGUCAACGAUCACGAACGUCGCUUUGGCCAACGACAGAUACCAUCUUCAAGAUAGCAACGAAAAGUUUCGCGAGUACAUUGAACACAUUCUUGAAGUGUGCAAAAUGUUGAGACACGUUGCACUUUCGGAAUCAUUGCAAGUCUCGGCGAAGUUUACGGAAAUUAACUUGAGAAUAUACGGUCCUCAAGUAGUGACAGCGGCGUAUACUUUAGCGAGACAUCCUGCAAGUAAAAUCGCUAAGGAAAAUCUAGAAGUGUUUGCUGACAUGUGGCAGUGGCUCAUGACUGACGUGACUACAGUUGCGAAAGACGUGUUGGAAUUGAACCAGAAUCGACCAGAAAAGCAAGUUUACAUGUCCUUGCCACGGCCAGGAAAACACGGUACAACAAGCAAGCCGUUGAAGCCGGUGAAAUUGGAUAGCGAGGAGCAGGCAAAGAUAGCAAAGGCCGGCCUCGAAAUGAAGCUGAUCACAUCGGAGAUGGACGCGGAAACGGAAAAGUGGCAGGAGAGCGGAAGCGCCCUAGAGGAGAACAACGACAUCGUGAAACGGGCUAAGAACAUGUCCUCGAUGGCGUUUUCGAUGUACCAGUUCACAAGGGGUGAAGGAGCGUUAAAGACCACCCAAGAUCUGUUCACCCAAGCUGAGUAUUUCGCCGAGGAGGCGAACAGAUUGUACAAGGUUGUGAGACAAUUUAGCUAUCAGGUACCAGGGGGCUCGCAUAAGAAAGAACUGUUGGAAAAUCUGGACCGCGUGCCGACUUAUGUGCAGCAGCUACAAUUCACCGUGAAGAAUCCCACCGUUGGAAAGGCAGCCACUUUCACGAAAGUUGAUAACGUGAUACAAGAGACAAAAAAUUUAAUGAACGUGAUUUCGAAAGUGGUCACCACGUGCUUCGUCUGCGCCACAAAGAACAAUAUCACGAUGCCGCAGUACGUGGAGGUCAGUCCGACAACGGUGCCUGGUCUAGCCGAAGAGGAUUGCUUGUACCCAGUUAGUCCGCAAUUGCUACCAUCUACUAGUCCCUACGUGCAACCCCAUCCAUUGACGUCCUCCCAGUUACACAGUAUUUUAAGAGGUCCUAAUCUAAACUUCCCUCCCUUCAAUUACAACACCCUACCGAACACCGCUACCACAACCAGCAGCACAAGCGUUUCACGUAAUUCUGCAUCCUUCGUUCAUCCAUCGGUCCUCCCGUACUCGACGACCGGCACAACGUCCGGUUGCGGACCACAGGCACCUUAUUGCCUGCAGAAUCUACAGCUGCUGCAGCUGCAGCUGUAUCAGGCACAGCUGCAGCACCUAAGACACGCCACAAUGCCGAGAUAA